CCCCCAGCAGGCGGCCAGGCGGGCCGGGCCGCGGCGCCCCUCGCGCCGGGCGCGCCAUGCAGGGCCCCGGCGGGAACGCGAGCCGCGGGGUGGCGGGCGCGCCGCCUGCCACGGUGGCGUCCGCGGCGGGCCGCUGCGAGAGCGGCGCGCUCAUGCACAGUUUCGGCAUCUUCCUGCAGGGGCUUCUCGGCGUCGUGGCCUUCAGCACGUUGAUGCUGAAACGCUUCCGAGAGCCAAAGCACGAAAGACGGCCAUGGAGAAUAUGGUUCCUAGACACCUCCAAGCAAGCCAUAGGGAUGCUCUUCAUCCACUUCGCAAACGUGUACCUGGCGGAUCUCACGGAAGAGGACCCUUGCUCACUGUACCUCAUCAACUUCCUCCUGGACGCCACGGUGGGCAUGCUGCUCAUCUACGUGGGCGUUCGCGCCGUCAGCGUCCUGGUGGAGUGGCAGCAGUGGGAGUCCCUGCGCUUUGGCGAAUACGGAGACCCUCUGCAGUGCGGAGCCUGGGUGGGCCAGUGCGCGCUCUACAUCAUCAUCAUGGUGUUCGAGAAGUCCGUCGUCUUCAUCGUCCUCCUCAUACUGCAGUGGAAGAAGGUGGCCCUGCUGAACCCCAUCGAGAACCCCGACCUGAAGCUGGCCAUCGUCAUGCUGAUCGUGCCCUUCUUUGUCAACGCUUUCAUGUUCUGGGUCGUGGACAAUUUCCUCAUGAGAAAGGGAAGGACGAAAGCUAAGCUGGAAGAGAGAGGCGCCAGCCAGGACUCGAGGAACGGCAGCCGGGUCCGCUACCGGAGGGCAGCGUCGCACGAGGAGUCGGAGUCUGAGAUCCUGAUCUCCGCCGACGACGAGAUGGAGGAGUCGGACGUGGAGGAGGACCUCCGCAGACUCACGCCCCUGAAGCCCGCCAAGAAGAAGAAGCACCGCUUCGGGCUGCCUGUGUGAGGGCCCGGGCCACCCGCCCCUCUGCCCCUCCUCUUCUACCUCCGCCCUCGCCGACUCUGCCCGCUGCCAGGCCGCCGUGACUUAGCCAGCACCGUGGGGCGGGGGCUGCAGAGGGCCCGCCCCAUUGCACUACAAAUACUGACCAAAUAUGCAAGCGAGCCGUUGUUUGUUGUCCAGGCCCCGCUUGGCGUGGCCUGGCGGGGGGCGGGGGAGGGCAGAGCCCCGUCCAGUAUCUGACGGAGGUCCGAGUGGGGGCACCCGCACGGGCUCAGGGAGCACGAGGACCAGGCAUGCUGGGGGUGGACGUAGCUCGCUCUGCAGUGCUCUCCGGCUCUCCGGGCCCUGUGCCGACUCCUGAAGCCUGGUUUUCUGAGCGCACCCGUGUUCACGCUUUCUCGAGUCUGCGUCCCGCCCCUCUGGGACGACGGGGCAGAACAUAGAUUUUUAAGUCUUCCAUAAGCUGUUGACUUUUAUAUUUUUAAGUUAUAUUUUCAUACUAUUGUAUUUAAAAACUCUUUUUAAUCCCUCCAAAGACAUGGGUUUCUUUGCCUUUCGUGGGAUGUGAACUGGUAAAGGGAGAAGUCGGGAGUGUUCGAUUUGGAAGACCGUUAGGUGAUGUCCACUCAGACGAGGUGGCUGAUCCUGGGCGCAGGCGGAGAAAGUGGCCGGUUGUCUGAAACCGGCAACCUGGGACCUGGCCGAGGUUGGCUGAGCGGGAGGGAGCAGGUUCCAACUGAUCCCGGGUUGGAUAUGGACCAGGGGCACAGGCUUCAGGGAGUCGGCCCGAGUGUCCAGGUGGGGGACAUAGGGGGCUUGUGUCCAAGAAAUCGAGACCCCCUUCACCCCCAGACCGUCCUGUGCUCCUGCCUCUCCAGAGCCUCCAGGCCUGAUACUCCGUCUCACCCCCAGCCUGGGAGCGCCCAGGGCCUGGGCAGGGUUUGUCCCCUCCCUGUGGGCCUGAAGAAUGCCUGACCAAGGGUGCUUGUCACUGCAGGGCACUGCUUGAGGGUUGCUUCUUGCGUCUACUCGGGGCCCUGCGAGGGCAGUGGCCCCCUCUGAGGCUCUGGGAGAGACUGGCUGGCUGCCCGGGUGCUGGCCCUGCUGUGGGGGCAGCACGGGACAGUGGCAUGUGUCACCACCCCCAGGCAGCAUGGACACGCAGGAACAGAAGUGGCACCGGCGAGGCGUGGGCUGUGAGACAGGUGCCGGAGGCCACAAACCCGAGGAAGCUUCUCUCAGACCCCACACAGGGGCGUGUUCACGCGGACUAGUGGCUCUGACUGGUGUGGGGGCCUCGCGGGGAAGAGGCGUCCCCCCAUCACACGCAGUGCCUGUCCGGGGCGGGACAAGGGAGCCUGGGGGACUCUCGCCCGUGGGCUCCGCAAGACUGAGCAGUCAGGAUCCAAACUGCAGGGUGACUUGUCUGGGGGCGUCUGCUGCCAAGAGGUGGGGAACUGAGUCACAGUCGCAUCUUUCCGCUCUCAGCCGUGUUAGUGGGGGGGAACUGGGGGCGGGAGGAGGGUGGCCGGGAAUCACUUUAGGGAAACGGGGACCAAUGUUCCUGGGUGGCUGCCCCGGGGUGCCGCCAGCUCCUCCCCUUCCGUUUUGGUUUGAGCAGCCCGUGCCCACGGCCACUGCCCUCACGGUCUCGGGGCUGCAGGUUCGAACCUCACCACACCUGGCUUCCCUCUUGCUCUGGGGUUCCUGGUGUUUCCAUUCUGGGUGAGAGAGGGGCUGUAAACCCCACGUGAUCUCUUGGUCUGGGGGCCUGAGCAGGCCACGGUGAGCGGUGGCUUCCCUGCCUCCCGGCUCUCCGUGGUAGUCCUGGAGCAGCGUCUGAGCGGGCUGCGUGGCCCGUCCUCACAAAAGCUGGCCCGCACACACAUUGACACACACGCACACACUGACGUGAACGUGCGCAGCCACACGUGGCACGCACAGCCUGCAUCCCCCCGGAAGCCCUCCUGCAAUCUCGGCGGGCGUGGUGCAGUGCCCUCCAGAGCGGAUGGCAAAGACCGUGGUCAGGGCUUCCUCCUGAGCUGCCCUUCCCAUCCCGUCUCGUCCCGUCCCCCCCACCCCAAAGUUUCCUCACCACCUGCUCCGAGGUGCCUUACGAGGGACAGCUCUCCUGACCCUGACCACGCACUUGAGAAGCCAGGGACCACCACCGCCACCGCUUGUUGGCUGUCCAUUUGGGCCUUGGUCGAGCAUUACCCCCACCCCCACCCCCACAUACACACACCUACGCACACACACACACAAGUCAGGGUCACGGUGCCGUCUGCCUGGCGAGGUGGAACAUCUCUGGGGGGAAGAGGCCCCGGCUGCCCGAGCUGGCGGGGGCUGGCAGUGAGGAGGCAGUGCCUUCUUGGUCCACAGUCUGAAGACCUUGCAGGUGGCCUCCUCCCUGGAACUUCAGCUUGGGCUUCUCCCUGUCAGUGGGGAGUCGGGGGGUGGCAGUAGUGCUGGCCCUCCAGGGAAAUGGAAAGAUGGGCCCCCUGGGUGAUGGCUCACAUCCCAGGGGUAAUCGUGGUAAUGCCCCUCGGAGGUGUGAUGGAGCUGGGACCCUGGGGACGGCCAGCAGCCCCCCCGGCCCUCCACACUGUGCACCCCCAAGCAGCUGAAAAAGCGGAUGGUGCUGGCUCGGAGAGGGAGAAGGUUCUCGUGCCCCCCGGCUGUGGGGCUGUCCGGCUGCGGGACCUGCUAGCUCGCUGGGGACCUGCUCGCGGCCCCAGCACCUGGGUGGGCCGGAGGGAAGGAGGGCGCCAUUUGAUUUCUUGUUUCGUGAAAUGUGUCAGAGAUCAGACCUGUGAAGGCUCCCCAGCCUGUCCCCCGUACCCCGGAGGUUGGGAGUCCGCGGGGGCCUGGGGAGCACAUUUCUGAAAUGAAAGGGAAGAGGAUGUACUUAUAUUGUAAAGUGGUUUACAAUAAAAGUCCAGUAUCUGACUACC
Molecule: messenger RNA, 3892 nt
Organism: Sorex araneus (European shrew)
Lineage: Eukaryota; Metazoa; Chordata; Mammalia; Eulipotyphla; Soricidae
Gene: STIMATE
Product: STIM activating enhancer
Exons: 8
Coding region: 57-941 (294 amino acids)
Biological process (GO): activation of store-operated calcium channel activity
Cellular component (GO): membrane; cortical endoplasmic reticulum
Molecular function (GO): calcium channel regulator activity
Source: RefSeq, a predicted model, not a curated record